UGCCCUCCUGCUACCCUCUGGGCGCUGAGAACCCGGCAUCCGCGCGCGCUCCGCACCCAUGGAGAUCCCUGGGAGUCUGUGCAAGAAAGUCAAGCUGAGCAAUAACGCGCAAAACUGGGGAAUGCAGAGAGCAACUAAUGUCACCUAUCAAGCUCACCAUGUCAGCAGAAACAAGAGAGGUCAGGUGGUGGGGACCAGAGGUGGCUUUCGUGGUUGCACAGUUUGGCUAACAGGCUUGUCUGGGGCAGGGAAGACCACUGUGAGCAUGGCUUUGGAGGAGUACUUGGUUUGCCAUGGCAUCCCAUGCUACACUUUGGAUGGUGACAAUAUUCGUCAAGGUCUUAAUAAAAAUCUUGGCUUUAGUCCUGAAGACAGAGAAGAGAAUGUUCGGCGCAUUGCAGAAGUUGCUAAGCUGUUUGCAGAUGCUGGCUUAGUGUGUAUCACCAGUUUUAUAUCACCCUAUACUCAGGAUCGAAACAAUGCAAGGCAAAUCCAUGAGGGUGCAAGUUUACCCUUUUUUGAAGUCUUUGUUGAUGCUCCUCUGCAUGUCUGUGAACAGAGGGAUGUCAAAGGACUCUACAAGAAAGCACGAGCGGGAGAAAUUAAAGGUUUCACUGGAAUCGAUUCUGAAUAUGAAAAACCAGAAGCCCCUGAAUUGGUGCUGAAAACAGACUCCUGUGAUGUAAAUGACUGUGUCCAGCAAGUUGUGGAACUUCUACAGGAACGGGAUAUUGUACCUGUGGAUGCCUCUUAUGAAGUGAAAGAACUGUAUGUACCAGAAAAUAAACUUCAUCUGGCAAAAACAGAUGCAGAAACAUUACCAGCAUUGAAAAUAAAUAAAGUGGAUAUGCAGUGGGUACAGGUUCUGGCUGAAGGUUGGGCAACACCACUGAAUGGCUUCAUGAGAGAGAGGGAGUACUUACAGUGCCUUCAUUUUGAUUGUCUUCUGGAUGGGGGUGUCAUAAACUUGUCAGUGCCUAUAGUUCUGACAGCUACUCAAGAAGAGAAGGAGAGGCUGGAUGGAUGUACAGCAUUUGCUCUCAUGUAUGAGGGCCGCCGUGUGGCAAUUCUUCGCAAUCCAGAGUUCUUUGAGCACAGGAAAGAGGAGCGCUGUGCCCGACAGUGGGGCACAACAUGCAAGAGUCACCCAUAUAUUAAGAUGGUUAUGGAGCAGGGAGAUUGGCUGAUUGGAGGAGAUCUUCAAGUCUUGGACCGAAUUUAUUGGAAUGAUGGUCUUGAUCAAUAUCGUCUUACUCCUACUGAGCUCAAGCAGAAGUUUAAGGAUAUGAAUGCUGAUGCUGUCUUUGCAUUUCAAUUACGCAACCCAGUGCACAAUGGACAUGCUCUGUUAAUGCAGGACACUCAUAAGCAACUUCUAGAGAGGGGCUACCGGCGCCCCGUCCUCCUCCUUCACCCCCUUGGUGGCUGGACAAAGGAUGACGAUGUUCCUUUGAUGUGGCGUAUGAAGCAACAUGCCGCUGUGCUGGAGGAAGGAGUCCUGAAUCCUGAAAGCACAGUGGUGGCCAUCUUCCCAUCGCCCAUGAUGUAUGCUGGGCCGACUGAGGUGCAGUGGCAUUGCCGAGCAAGGAUGGUGGCAGGAGCCAAUUUUUACAUUGUUGGACGAGAUCCCGCUGGCAUGCCUCAUCCAGAAACAGGGAGGGAUCUUUAUGAACCAACCCAUGGUGCCAAAGUGCUGACAAUGGCCCCUGGCCUAAUCACCUUGGAAAUAGUUCCCUUCCGAGUUGCAGCUUACAACAAGAAGAAGAAGCGCAUGGACUACUAUGAUUCUGAACACCAUGAAGACUUUGAAUUUAUUUCAGGAACUCGAAUGCGCAAACUUGCCCGAGAAGGCCAGAAGCCUCCUGAAGGGUUCAUGGCGCCCAAGGCCUGGACCGUGCUGAUGGAAUACUACAAAUCCCUGGAGAAAGCCUAAGUGUUAACCCAGUUGCUCCACCUUUGAUGCUUCACCAACUCACAGAGGGGACCACAUAGUCGUCACUGUUGGCAUUUCUUUGUGGUUGUAUCUGUCUGGAUGUGCUUCCUAAAAACAGACCAAUUUCCUUAACUUGCGUCAGUUUUGGUCUGCCUUACAAGUUCUGUUUUGAACUAGUGUAACACACUGCUGGUUUUAAUGUAUCUUUUCCACUUGUAAUAGUUAAGAUUCCUAUAAUACAAUUUUAAAAUCUUGUCUUUUUAUAUUAUAUUUAUGCUCUGUCUCAUGAUUUUUUCAAGCUGUUAUAUUAGUUGUAACCAGUAUACACAUUGAUUCUCACUUUUCAUCCCUUUUAAACAAAAUCACUAAACAGUAAACAUGGCUUGAACUUGUUUUGGGAAUUUUACAAGAAGCGUAGCAAUUAGAAUUUUUUUUUUUUAUGUUGAAAAUUUAAACUGCCUCCUCUCUUACUUCCAAUCAGCUAUUGAUCUUUCAGCUGUUAUAGUCUAAAAUAUUCUUAUGAUCAUUGUAAACCCUCUAUUCAAUAAAAUUAAUUUUUUUUUGCUUCUUAUUGGA
Molecule: messenger RNA, 2509 nt
Organism: Marmota flaviventris (yellow-bellied marmot)
Lineage: Eukaryota; Metazoa; Chordata; Mammalia; Rodentia; Sciuridae
Gene: Papss1
Product: 3'-phosphoadenosine 5'-phosphosulfate synthase 1
Biological process (GO): 3'-phosphoadenosine 5'-phosphosulfate biosynthetic process; sulfate assimilation
Molecular function (GO): adenylylsulfate kinase activity; ATP binding; sulfate adenylyltransferase (ATP) activity
Source: RefSeq, a predicted model, not a curated record